Messenger RNA from Pecten maximus, 698 nucleotides. RefSeq lists its product as uncharacterized. NCBI's taxonomy places the organism in Eukaryota, Metazoa, Mollusca, Bivalvia, Pectinida, Pectinidae. The transcript is spliced from 3 exons. Gene Ontology annotation, molecular function: cytokine activity. Gene Ontology annotation, cellular component: extracellular region. The record is from RefSeq and is a predicted model, not a curated record. The coding region runs from base 25 to 633 and encodes 202 amino acids.
CUUGACCAGAGGAACUUUUUUACCAUGAAUGUAUUACGCUAUAGAGAUUUGCUCAUCUUGGUCGUUCAGGUGACGUCACUGAUUGUUGUGUGUGCGGGGCGCGUUCCGGCUUGUAAUGAGACGAGACCGGAGAGGAUGAAAGAUCUGACACAAAUGUUACUACAAGGGAGCAACCAGUGGCUGGCAUACGAUGCCGAUAACAUUCAGUCAAAAGUUAUGAUUGAAAUUAUGCCAUCAAUUCUUACAAAUCAGUCAACCACCACGUGUCCCAGAAAUAGCAACUCCACGUGUCCCUUCUACAUGGUGAAGGAAACCGUACCAACAAGAAUUCCGUCUGUCCUCAUGCAUACGCGCUGCGCGUGUGAUCAGUGUCAGAUAUCAGGAUUACGGGGCAGGAACAAGCAACGCUACAUGUGUGAACCUACGCAUCGUUACCUUCCAGUAUUGAAGAGACAAAAUCAUUGUGUAAAUGGGGAGUAUGAUUACGUCAUAGUACAGCAGAAAGUGGCUGUAUCCUGUCACUGUAUACGAAAACCGAUCAUGACGAAGAGAGGAAAAAAGAACAGAAAGAGGAAAUCACAGAAGGGCAAAAUUUCUGCUAAUCAUAAGAUUCCAAAGAACUUUUCUAAUUGAUUAUUUCAAACUUCUUAGUCAACUUGUGUUUACAUUUGUUUUAAUUUAUUAAAGACUUGUUAUGG